AUGAGAGGGACCCCCCUACCCCUCUGCAAGUGGGGAGGUCGCCGGAAGUCCCCGGGCGCCGCCUGCCCAUAUUUGGUCACACCGCUCCCCGGCCCAUAUUUGGGCAUCCGGCGGUUCCCGGACCCUCUCCAAAUAUGGCGCUUCCGCCGGGCUAGCCUAGGAGGAGAGGAGAGGCGCCGGCUGUUGCCAAUCAUCCGGCGUCGGUGGGGAACUCUGGAGCUCCAGCGCCUUGUCCUGCACCCUCCACCUCCCGGCGCCCCCCCGUACACAGCUCGACUUCCAGUGCUGCGGACCUCGUCCCACCCGGCUACUGACGAGAUCUUUUCCUACAGCCCCGCCCUUUCCAUGUAUUGCCCCAGCCCCGCCCCAGUCACACGGAGGCUCCCGUCCUCUGCCCUGCGGCCAUGGGAUCCUGGCCGCAGCCGCAGAGUAAUUCGGUGCGGGUACCCAGGACUAUGGUGGGGAGCCUUCUGCUGGUCAGACUGGAGGAUGCUGCUGGACCCGAAGGCUCUCCCACUUCCUUCCAUUGGUCGAGUUUAUGAUCGGCUCCCAACUCCUGUCACUUUCUACCGUUGCCUGUGGAAGUCUGUGAAUACAUUCAUGACACUUUCCGAUAACAGCUUGCAGGUCCAACCGCAUUGAUUGCUGAUAAUGAUGGAUGACUACCUUAAACUCCAGGCCUCAAACUUGGACAAGAC
Messenger RNA from Hypanus sabinus (Atlantic stingray), 698 nucleotides. RefSeq lists its product as uncharacterized. The record is from RefSeq and is a predicted model, not a curated record. The transcript is spliced from 4 exons. Lineage: Eukaryota; Metazoa; Chordata; Chondrichthyes; Myliobatiformes; Dasyatidae. The coding region runs from base 1 to 642 and encodes 213 amino acids.